This is a messenger RNA of Drosophila ficusphila, 6323 nucleotides long. RefSeq lists its product as uncharacterized. Gene Ontology annotation, biological process: ciliary basal body organization; centriole replication; centriole-centriole cohesion. The coding region runs from base 94 to 6039 and encodes 1981 amino acids. The record is from RefSeq and is a predicted model, not a curated record. NCBI's taxonomy places the organism in Eukaryota, Metazoa, Arthropoda, Insecta, Diptera, Drosophilidae. Gene Ontology annotation, cellular component: centrosome; centriole; ciliary basal body. The transcript is spliced from 2 exons.
UGGCCUUUCAAAAAUGUCAUCCUAAAAUUUUGCAGCUAAUCUGAAAAGGAACCGAAUUGGAAACCGAAGUAGGGUUAUUAUUGGGCUUUUGAGAUGAGCGUGAGAGAGAAUCUGGCGCUGCAGCUGGCGGAGUCGCAGCUGGCCAAGCUGACCAGUGACUCGCAGGAGAUCCGUAUGCGCGCGCUUGAGCAGAUUGAGACGCGCUUCAUCCGGUGCCUGCAGCUGGGCGAGCGCAUUCAGUUCAAGCCGGUGCUGAUGCUGAAGCAGCUCAUCCGCUGGUUCGGGUACACUCCACUGGUGGCCGCCGACCGUGUACUAGCCAUGAUCCUAGAGCUGCUGCGAUCGGAGUAUGGCGAGGUAGUGAUCCGCAAGAUUCCCUACGAUCGCCUGAAAACGGAGCUGGAAAAGGUGCGUCGCGUGGUUCGUAGCUUGGAAUCGAGGCAGGUGACGGAACUCUUGGACGACCUGCAAGUGCUGCUUUUGCUGAAGUAUAGAAUAAAACUGGCGUCGCCUGCGGGCUCUAGUGUCAGUUCGAUCAACCUGACCAGUCUGAGCUUGGAAUCCGCGCCAAGCGGUAUCGAACAGAUGCUGGCCAAUCUUCCGUCAGAGGAAUAUGAGCCAGCCUGGACUCGUCCCAUACUGGACGACUUGACCAGCAUGCAGAGCCUGAUUGAAAACACCUCCACUGAUGUCAUCGAGCUGCAGGUGCAGCUGACCCAUCUGACCAUUCGUAUGGGCGACUACCCGGCCGAGUAUCUGCUACAGCCGCCGUUUAUAUUCCUGCAUUUGGUGCAGCUGCAAAACCGUAAGGACGAGAGCAUGCUUCACGUAAACCGGGCACUUAUCACCUGUCUGAAGCAGUUGCAGCGACGCAUACAGAUCCGCCGCAACACUUUGAGCUAUGCGUCCAGCUUGGAUCCUCCGGGUACGCGUCCUAAGCAGCUGAAGGUGGAGAGCGCCUUGGGAGUUUUGUUGGCCAGCUGCACGAAGAUUAUCACCCCGCUCGUGUUUCAGUCAACAGAGCAUAAUUGGCAUAUUUUGGAGCUGUGCGUAGAAACUAUCCGGACAUAUGAAAUUUACAACCAGCGCGUUUCCCCUUUGGGAACUGUGCGUUUUGCACACCUAGUUGACAAGCUACUCACGUACUGCAACAGUCUGGAUGGCAGUGAUAUGGUCAAGUUGGUGGACUCCCUGAUGAUUCCCCGCCUGCAAUCCCUGAUCUUCAACGGGCUGCUACAGGACACGGUGGCCCUGAAUCUCACAUACGACAAACACAUCGAUCGGGGCAAUGCCAAAUCGCUUAUAAAGCCUAUCAUUUUGGACAGUUCCUACUUGUCUUGCGUGCCGGAUCGCAUGAAAUCGCUGAGUAAUCUGAUUUCCGCCCUGUCCUCGGAGCCGUCUGCGGAGGAGCAGCAGUUGAUCACUUUAAAGCGUGCCUACAGCCUUGCCCUAAACCAAUUCCAGCCGAAGACCAGGAUGGGUGCCACGCAACUAGUCCAAAUGCACAGGCAGGUGUGCCUGGUGGUCAACCAACUGGGUAGUGAGACACUGAUCAAGCAACUUUUCAACGCUAUUGUGGAGUGUACGCCCCACUACGCCGAAAAUGCCGAGUUAAAGAAGGAUGCUGAGGCGCUGCUUUACACCCUGAUCGAUUUGCCUGACCAACACCUUCGCGAAAUAGUGUACCGUUUGAUGCCACGACCCGUGGUUUCCCACUUCCAUGCGUUUAUCAACAAGACGGUGUACAUGACGGGCUGCAGCAAUUUGGAGCUGAUCAACCAACGAAUUCUUGGACUGCCAUUAAAUGGACAGCUGUUGCGCAGAAUGAUCCUUGAAAGCUGGGAGGCUGAUGUCCCGGAACAAGUGCGGCAAUGGUGCCUGGACUAUCCCACAAUGCUGCUCAAGCUCCAGUGCUUGAUCGGAGUGCAGGAGUUCCAAACGGUGUUCCAACUGGUGCUUCCUGUGCUGCCGCUGCUGAUCUGCAGAUCGGUCACGCACAAGCAAUUGCACAAGGUGGUUUGGCAGAUGUUUGAUCCAGACACCAGCGUUUUGGAGCCGCCGUUUCUGCUGCGUGGCUACGUAUACUACAUGUUCCAUCCGAAUUGUAAGAUGAGAAAGGAGGCCACGACCAGGAUUGCCUACAUUCUGCAAUUUCAAGACUACACGCACAAAUACAAGUCCACCAUGGACCGGGUGCCAAUUGACAUGCUACCCACUGAUCUCUGUCUGAUCCAACCGCCGGUCAGCUAUAGUAGUAUUUUUAAUGAGUCAACUGAGGAACCUUUUCAGGGCCAACGCAGCUUGGAUGCACUGAUCCGACUGCUCAAGACCACGGACUUGAGGCCCUCCAUCAGAAAGUCCACCAUAACCCAACUGAAUGUUUUGCUUCAGAACUGGAAGGCCUGCGAGGAUUUCUCCACGAAAGAAGAUGGGUAUCGAUUGGUUUUGGAGUCGCUGCACAACUCUUUGAAAAAGGAGUGUGCCAACGACCCGGCAGAAAUUCUGAUUCCCACCGUGAGUAUCUUGAUGAGGCUGUUGUUCCACAGCGCUGGAUUCCGUCAAGAGAUUUCAAACACCUUUGAAGUUUACGUGUGCCUGCUUCGCGCAGUGUUCCUGCUUCCCCACGAGUCACAGAUGCGCCAAGAUGUCAGCAUUUGCCUGUUCCAGAUGCUAUUUCAAAACUUCAUCACCUCCACUGAGGACAAAUUAGUGUUGGACGUAGAACUGGGCGCCAUGGUUCUGCCGGUGACAUACGAAGUGGAACCCACAGCGACGCAUACUGCAGCCUGGGAGGGACUGGCCCUGCAGAAACACCUGCUUGAUACCCACUUCGGAAGAGACCAGGUCAACGCUGCCCAGCAUUGGCGACUGUAUACGGCCCAUCGCGUGUGCCAGUGUCCAGCCAGCAUCACUUUGGAAUCUGUGCAGGGCCUCGACAUCAGGGAGUCCCUCAAGAUACAGGUGGCUGACCUGGCCUUGGUUCAGGCCUCCCACCCGGACGUACAGUUGGGUCGCCAGCUCACCGCGGCCGAAAACUGCAGCAGCCACGAGGAUCUGCAACGAAUUGUGAACCUCGUCCAACUAUUCCUUGUGCUUAUGCGCAACGGGGUUCCGGCAACACUGGGCGAAAGUCUUUGGAAUUUGAUUCACAAAUACAUCCGCUUGGCUCCGGGCAACGAUGCGGAUCGAGAGCUGUACAAGUCCCUGCUGGAAUUGUGCCUUACUUGUCUGCGCUUCAACCAGCCCCAGGUGUUGGAAGGACUACGCGAAGCUCUCGAAUCGGACCAUAAUCACAGCUUUCAUCUUAUGCUGCACGAUCGUCUCAUUCCUCUGGAGGUUCUUCACCUUAUUAGCCAGUGCCUCACACACUUGCUCUCCUCCGAUGCCGAAAGGGCUCCGAUGAACUGGCACGGAACGCUGUUUAUUCAGCUUACUCUUUUGACCAAGACCCACUUCGACUUGCGUCAGCUACAGCACGUGCGAUGCAUGCUCCGUAUUUUGCGGCUUCUUAGCGAGCGGGAUCUUAAGCUCAACGAUGCUAGAAUGACGCAAUAUUGCCAUCUCUUCAUUCAGCUGUCCAGUGAUCUUCGGACUUCUACGCAGACUGGAGCCCAGUGGCAGCGGGAUUGCCUUCAUAUCAUCUGCCAGCUUCACUUGCAUCACACUCAUCUCUUACCAAAGAAUAGUACAUUGCAUGAGGUGGGUUUGAUGGAGAAGAUUUUGCGCUAUUUGCUCGGAUUAUGCGGUCACAGCGAUGGAGAAGUUCGUGCCCUGUCCUGGGUUUUGAUGGCCAAUUGGAUCACUAGCGGUGCUCCCAACAUGCCGAACAUUCUGCCCCGAUUGGACUUUCUUCCCGGUGGAUUGCCAGCCUGUUGUUUGACCACGCUGUUGGAUGUCCACGAACAAAUGUUGGUCAGAGUGUUAGCUGGCCGCGUAUUUAUCUUGCUGAUGCCCACCAUUGGCGCUGAGGCUAGCAUCAAGUUGCUGCGGAAUCAUGACUUCUUGAGGGACGCCUACAAUGCCGUAAAAGGCCUGCACGUUACUCCCUUGCUGGCGAAGGAGCCGGUGGGGGAGCAACACUCGUGUGAGAUACUAAGCUGCUACAUCGCCAUCUGCACCAAUAUGGUGAUCAUCAAGCCCGAGUGGUGUGCUACGCUGUGCGGUCACAGCUUUAUGAGCGGACUCAGCGAUGUGAUGAAGACGCCGCCGCCACCGGUGUCCUUCUCGGUAUCCUUCCUGGAACUGUGCGCCGGACAGAUAUGUGAGUUGUACGCCUUGUGCCAUCGCGAUAACUUCGGGUUCCUUCAAAAAACCAUCUGCCGGGAUUCCGUUUUGCUGCAGAGCUUUCUGUCGCUGGCAAACGAAGUGCUCGAUCUGGAGAGCCCCGAGCGCUUGCUAGUUCAACUAUUCAAGAUGUUCCUGGUGUUCUGCAAGGAUCAAAAUUCCUAUGCCUUUUUAGUCGAGCAGCUGAAGAGUCAGCCAGCAUUGUUUCUGGAUUUUUUCCUGUACGGACUGCAUUUGCAAUACGCAAGCACUCCCUUUCAGCGCUACACCCUCUCAACCUUAUCAAUGGUGUUUAUCAAGUCGCAGUCUGCUCCCGAUAAAAACAAUUUGCUCAGGGAGUUGGAACUGUAUUUGCUGCCAUUGAGUGACCUUCUGCCAAUUGAAGAAGAGGAGUUGGUGCUAUGUGGCAGGAAUGAAAUAAUUACCAUGAAUAAGCAACUCAUAUCGAUAUGCGCAAACACCGAUGAGGCUAGCGACCAGAGUCCGAGCUCUGGUGUGAAAACCACCAACGCGGCUGUGCUGAUUUAUUACCGCCUGGAUCGCCUCUUUGAUUAUUACUAUUCUCCUAAGACCUUUAAUUUUCUGAAAAGCCCUGGCGUUGGUAGUGUGCAGACUUGCGAGAAUCUCGGAGGAUUGUUAAAGCUUUCUCCUUGGGCCGUGCAUGCGUCUAGGAAACUGAAGUUACUGGAUCGAGUGGUUAAUCUUCUGGAAACCUUUCUGAACGACGCAAACAUCGGUAACGCCAGCGUAUAUGUGAAGCGAGUGGGAGCCCACAAAUCAAAAGAUAUCCUAAGCAAUCUACUUUUGCUGAUUAACAUGUUGUGCCACUGGCACAGUUCGCAUCACGCCGUCAUUACAAAUCCCGCCAUGGCUGUCACAAUCGUCCGAAUCCUUAUCCGCAUGUGGCCGUGGUUGUCUCACUCGCCGCACUUGAAGAUGGUCACCAUUCAGCUAGCCAUGUUCUUGACCGAGCACUCCUUUGAGAUGUGCAAACAGACGUCGCUGGUGCUUCCCGGGCAAUCGCAUUCUCUGCUCCAGUUGAUGGUUCGAGUGGCUGAUUUUGAGACAACCAGAAAGGAGACCCCGACUAAGGAACCCUAUAGCUGUGUGCUGCCCGCCCUGAGGGUGAUGAGCAACUGCUGCUCCUGUGCCGAUGGUCGACUGAGUCUGACCAAAAUGCACGUGCUGGAUAUGUUUGACAUAAUCCUCCCGGCAAAUCAUACUUCUACCCAGGCAAACAGAGUGCGGCCAACGGUUCUGAACGCUUGGCUUGGAUUCUGGGAGGUGUAUUCCCGGUACGAUGUGGGCGGCAAAACUUGUCACCUUCAGGCUCUCAUCAACGCAGUUCCACGGUCGCCGCCAUUGAGCAAAAAGAGGAUCCUGUGCCUUCGGAUCCUUCGCAACAUGUGCUUCUUUAAUGGGAAUCGCGCCCAGCUGGCGGAACAGGCCGAUUUCAUCAACAUGCUGCGUGAUAUUCUGGUCCAAACAGUUAAGAAGGGACCAAAACCCACCGAAGACACUUUGAACUCAUUCGAGGAGCACCGCUUGGCCGUCCUGAUGGUGUGGAAACUCUUCUGCUUCGGGGCCAAGUACAAGGGAAUUCUGCGGGGCACCAAGCUGUUAAAAAUACUAUCCGGUCUCCGCGCGGAGUUCUCAACGACUUCUGCGGAGCAAACCAACGAAUUCGCCGACAUUCCUUUUGCAGCAGAACUCGCCGAGUUGCUGGAAAAUCUAAUGGAGUCGAUGCGACAAUAGACUUAGACAAUGGACAAAAACUGACCAAGUACAAAUAAAUAGGAUAGCUAUAACAAAAUAUUUUUUUUUAUAAUUUGUAUUAGUCUUUUGUAAUCGGACUUAUGAUAUAAUUAUGAAUCGAUGUACUUAAAAUAAUCGCUUAUGUAAAAAUGUAUACCAUCUCACUUGUUGUAAGAAGUCUAAAAGAGUUCUAAGUCUACACGAUGUCCUUAAAUAAAGAAAUUAAAUAUUUUCGCAGGUUUAUAAACUGCAAAUUGAUCCUCGUAUCACAAAACUAAUUUAAA